AUGCGUGCUUUUCUGGUAAAAUUGCACUACGGUCUGCGAGACCUUUCCUACAUCGAAUUGGGGGAAUGCGGAUCCAAGCAAGGUAGUGUACAUCAUCACCAAGGAAGAACGCGAAAACGAAGAACGACCGAGUUUUACGUGGAAUGGUUCGAUGUGGAUGAGCAUGGGUUGACAUGCAUUCCAAUGCUGGGGAAUGCGGAUCCAAGCAAGGUAGUGUACAUCAUCACCAAGGAAGAACGCGAAAACGAAGAACGACCGAGUUUUACGUGGAAUGGUUCGAUGUGGAUGAGCAUGGAUGUCCACAAAUUAGAGGAUGGUGUUAAACUUGGAGCACCGUGUUCGAGACAACAAAGCUUGCAUAAGGUUUUUUCUUUAGGAGAAGAUAUUCGCAGGAGUGGCGCAUUCGUGCUGGAACCGGAUGAAAAACGUGACUUCCGGUUCGACGUGACAGUCAAAAUCAACCGUGAAAUUGUCCCGUCUCAUUUGAAGCGAUCCGUGUUAUUGAUGCAUGGAGAUAUCAUUGAGUUAUUUCUCCAAGACAUCCUUCUUGGCGAACUGUCCCAAGAAUUGGAAUUCGCUGCAAUUUCUGGAGCUAACAUUGAUGAAGUGAAAUCUGUGCUGGAGUGCCUUUUCUAUGCUCAAACGUGUCUUAAAGAAUUGUGGAUUCGGGUGUACAAUGCAUCGAAACCUGCAUUUGAGGAAAUCAUCGAAGUGUUGAUGAGAUUCAAACGUCUGGAAGAAGUCUUGUUCGUGUAUACGCCUUGUCCCCCUUCCAAAAGGAGCUUCGACAAUGAUGACGACUCCGAUGACGCCUUAGACAGCGAUUACACAAUGAUGGAAUACCCCCUGAGAACGUUUCAGCGAGUGAUGCGGGAAUUCGCGCAUCCAGGAUGUUGCUGGAAACAAGCAACUUUGCUUUAUGAUGGUCCUUAUAUUAAGGAAUAUUUUACCUACAGUUUCACACUGCGAAUGGAAACAGAAUUCUCGUCAUUUGCUGUAACGAAAUUCUUCUCUGAUUGGUUCAGGCAUGUUAUGGAUGGAAAUGGAGGUUCUGAGUUCGGGGCAGCUGACUUGAUUUCAGCUCUUUUUCCCAAACAAACGGAAUAA
Molecule: messenger RNA, 1107 nt
Organism: Notodromas monacha
Lineage: Eukaryota; Metazoa; Arthropoda; Ostracoda; Podocopida; Cyprididae
Source: the annotation of a GenBank genome assembly